CCCCGGCGGCGGAGUUAGUUAUUAUCCGACAUGAAAUCGGGUUGUUACAGUUUUCUUCACAGAAUGGAAGUAGACGUGGAGGUGUUACGGACUAAACUUCCUUGACUUUCCAGGAUAUUGAGUUGUAUACCGUUUUGUUCUAAGUACAAGACAGCUGUAACAGCGAAGGGAAUCUCUGUGGCUCCUAAUCUCAUAGUGUCCCCCGCAUGGACGAUGAGGAGGAUGAUGUGUUUGAGCCAGACCCCCACUGCUGGCGUACUGCAUUCAGGGAGAUAAAGUGUGAAGACCGGGGCACACAGACAGCUGGCCCUACCCUGGCACCGAACAACAGUAUGCUGCCCUGUGGAGUUGCAGAGGAUCCCAGACCACUCUUCUAUGGCAACGCAGGUUUUCGAUUGCACUUCCCAGCACACUUUGAGCUUGUUGGGGAUCAGGAAGCGAGGCGACAAGAGGAUCAAAACGGGAUGGAGCAUCUACCCCGGCAGCAACGUGUGGCGCGCAGUGUGGAGGCCUGUAUUGGCCAGAAACUCCAGCUGAUAGGAGAUCAGUUUCAUCGAGAACACCUACAGCUGUAUCAUCGAAACCAAAGGAACCAGGGGCCGCUGUGGUGGCGCCUGGCCACAACUCUGCUCAGCCUUCUGUUUGAUAGGGGGUUCAUUGCUGGAGGAGGCGGAGCGGGACGGAGGUGAGACGGUCAUCCCCUCCCAUCAAUUUUUUUUAAUUCUUCUACCUGAGGAACUGGACUCAUAAAGGCACUGUCAAAUCUAACAUGGGUCUGGGGAAGGGGCGCGAAAAGGAGGCAAAAGGUCACCGCGGGACGGAGACAACCAACUUUUAUACAAGGUCGUGUGGUUUUUUUGGGGCCGGGGGGUUUCCUUUCCAAAAAGAUGCCAUGAUGUUUUGAGAUCCCUCUACAGGACAGUGUUCACAUUUUGGUAUAUGUGCAGUGUAGUAGUUUUGUACAGUACAUUGUUCUUGUUCAGUUGUUUGCACGUGAGCAUACAUCUGCCUUUAAUGACCUCCACAGACCCUGGGAAUGCCUUAUUCGGUGUCUUCUGUCAGAAUGAUUAUUGAGCAGUUUUGGCAGUCAAGAUGAGAUGCUUAGGUGUGAGGUUUUCUUUUCUGAAGUUUUCCAGGUAACCAGUCAAGUCAUUUUACUAAUUUUUCAAAGAGGCAACUUUUCAGAACAAAACCUUUUGCACUUCAUCUCAGAUAGACAUUUAUCCAUCUAUCUAUCGGUUUUCUUUAUGUUUUUGAUCUUGAACAUGAUUUCUCAGUAUUGUUCAAACUCUUGGGAACAACAGAAGGUUUCUGCACACAAACACAUUUGCACACAGAUAAUGCGAUCUAAAUACUGUAUCUUUGAAUAUGCACAGAUAAGGUGAGCCUUUCUUCAGUUAUGUGCUACAUGUCAAACAGGUGGGACUUUGUGAUGGUUCAGGAACUAUUGAGGUAGAGUUUUUAGUACUGAAUGCCACCUUCUGGUUAAAUAAGCCUGGUGACUGCUGAUUUAAAAGUAAAUGAAUUAAUCGAUAUUGUAAAAUCAUCACAUGGUUUCCCCCAGUUGUCUGAAAAACAAAAUCACCUCAUUGAAAAUGUUCUUAUGAGCUUUCUUUGCCAUAUACCAGUUUAGAUUACAACAGUAUUAUUCUAUGUUGCCAUUCUAUUCCUGUAGUAAUCAGACAACAGUGAUUCAGUUGUCUUAAGGGGUAUUUGUUCAUCUGCCAUGCAGUGGCCAUCUUGAUUACCUGUGGGUGGCUAAAUCAUGUUUGAGAUGUAGCACACUGAACAGAUAUUUGGAUUAAAUUUAUGGGGUGCUGACUUGACUUUUGCAUGCACAGAGAGAACUUCUGAUGGUCCAGCACUGUGCACUAAAUUAUAACUUUAGAGUCAAGCACAUUAUUUGCUAUAGCAAAGUAACAUGUUCUUUUCUUCCAACAAUAACAAAGCCGUUUGGCCAAGUCUGCCAUUAUGACUUUCAUACUAAUUUCACCAGAUACUCAGUUUUCAGCUUGGCUCUGUUUCCUCUUUCAUUCUCUGAUAGAAGUUUUUCCUUCAUUUUAAACGUGUUCUUUUUAUGUGAUUGUUUUUGGACCUCCAUGCCCUUGAAGUGGAGCUGUGGAUCCACAGUUUUUGCACUAAACUUACAGCCUUUGAGAGUUCAGAUCAUGACCAAGCUAACUCCUGUCUUGUAUGAAGGUUUUCAGUUACGACUUGUUUCCUUGCCACAACAUUUCAGUUGUACUCAUUCUCAUGUCCAAGACAAAUAGUCAAUGUUGAGAAAUGACUAAACACAGUCCAGAACCUGGAUUGGAUAUGAGGUUCUAGAAAUUUAAUGUACCAGUGUUUCAGGCUACAGUAGAGUUACAAUGGAGCCACAUGUCUCGACUGAAAGAUUUCUAAGUCCUGGUUUGCUUUUCACAGCUUGUGUGUGUUCUGAACACCAAACAGUCUAUGAAACAGAAUCUCUUCCUCUCAGGCUACCUUUAUGGGGUGUUACAUAUUUUUGAUCUUUGGUGCUCAGAUCCAGAUUUGGGACAUUUUAUUAUCCACUGCUGACUCAGCAGACUAACAGUUGCUGAAAUGAAGCAAAUAGGAAAAAGAAUUGUUGAAAUAUAUGUUCGAAGACACUGUCGAAGAUGCUGUUUGUUGCCUGUUUCAUUGCUGAACCCAGGCCAAUGUUUUGACCCAAGGAACAGUACAUAUCAGGGGUCUGUAAUUACCUGCUCCUUCCAGGCUUUUCACCACAGAGUUAGGGUUUCCUCUCUUUCUUAAAGACUUCUCAGGGACAGACUUUCUAGACUACUGGUAACCUUGAGUAUCUAUUAGAUGGCUGGAAGAAUAGCAGUUUUCACCUGCUUAUUGUCAUGUCUCUUGUUUUCAUUUCAGUUAAAAUGGCCUUUUGACUAGUUUCUCAGCACACACAUAGAGUAUAGGUACAGUUUGACUGAGUAGUCUGAGGCGGACGUGCUGACUGUGGUGGCGACGGGGGCUACAGAGCAUGUAGUGAGUAGGCCUGUGAGGUGCACUGACUGUGGUUGUGGUUAUAGUUUCCUGCGGAUCGUGAACGCUGAGCCAGUCCCUGUAGUGCCUUGUCUCACCAUUGGCUCCUGACUUCCUCUUUGUGCUGCUCCUUCAUUACAUGGGUAUCAUUUAUUGAUUUUUUUUGUUUUGUUUUGUUUUGUAAUUUAUUUUUUCCUUCUUAUUUAUUUUUUGUAUAUUUGCCCCUAUCUACUGUAUACACUCGUGUGUGCAAUUCCUUCUUAUUUCCCUAUUUUGUUUUGGUCUUGGACUUAUGUAGGCUUCAGCUGUUCGACUCUGUACAGAGCCAGUUGGUUUGCAUUGCACCUGACAUUGCUUCUAAUGAUAUUCAACACAAAAUAUUCUUUAGUAUCACAAAGCAUGAAUAGGUUUGAAAUGGGAGUGCUGUAAGAAGUUUGUUUUUCCCACAAAGACCAGCAGCUAUAGCCACUCUAAAUUCAUAUUUUUUACUAAUGGAAAACACUAGGGAUUGGAUGCUAGGACUUUUUCUUUAUAUGAUUCAGUGCACAAUAUGGUGAGUACAAUUUGGUUCAGUCACCGUACAUUUAAAAGCCUAAUGACAACAAUGUGUGAAUAGCUGUGGAAUACAGCUAUUUGUUCCUCUUUUCUCCCCUUUUUUAGCACUGGUUUGAUAAUGUAUAGAACAACCGGAUAUGUUGACUUAUUUUCUCUACCAUUACAAAAAAUAUGAAGCCGCUGUUGUAUGGACACCACAUGAUAUAUAUAU
This is a messenger RNA of Monopterus albus (swamp eel), 3769 nucleotides long. RefSeq names its product BCL2 modifying factor 1 (gene bmf1). Gene Ontology annotation, cellular component: myosin complex. Bases 207 to 689 code for a protein of 160 amino acids. Gene Ontology annotation, biological process: apoptotic process; positive regulation of apoptotic process; negative regulation of autophagy. The record is from RefSeq and is a predicted model, not a curated record. The transcript has 4 exons. Lineage: Eukaryota; Metazoa; Chordata; Actinopteri; Synbranchiformes; Synbranchidae.